AAUGGCGAUAGGUUGUUUUGGUUGCGGUUGGAAACGUAUGACGCUACUUUCAGGGAUGAUAACAGCAUGAUAAAAUGACUUCAUUUACCAGCCUGUGGUCCAAACAGUAGAUUUCAACCAUGUCAUUUAUACCCAACUGGUACAGAAUAUUUAUGGCACAGCUGACAUUCAGGAUUAGCGUUGGGCCCUGAAUAUUUUUUUUUUUAAACAGUUGUCUACAUUGCAGUACAGCUAUGUCGCAUGCUGGGUUGAAAAAUGAGCAGGCCAUCUCGGAGGAGAACGCACUGAUAGCUCAGUGCAGUCGGCAGGCCACCAGCUUCUUCGAGAAGUAUGAGCGCUAUGACCUCCAGGAACUGUUGACAUAUUCGUCGACCCACUGGCUGCUGUCGAAUGAGGAUUUCCGCCUUCCUACCGACCCUCCCAGUGGACUGAUCAGCAACAUCAGCUCCAUGAGUACCAAAAAUUGCAUGAUUCUAAUUCCGGAAGAUGAGAAAAUCCAGACAGAGUUCGAUUAUCGGGAACUGCACCAGAUUGUCCGAGAGUUAACCGUGGGGAUAUACGUCCUCCAUCAGACGCCAUUGAUCUCUCUAGAGCAAAACUUUGAGAAGAGUACGACGUGUCAUCUGCCUCCAGCCUACUUGGACACCAGAGUAGGGCAGAUUCUCAUAAACGUGGACUAUAUGAUGAAAGCAUUGUGGCACGGAGCAUACUUCCCAAAGGACAAACGAACCAAGUUUUCGGACAGGUGGAGGUCCAACUUGGAUGUUAAUGCAAAUGGUUAUCAUGAAACAAAGAAACCUUUGUUGACAGAAUUUACAAGUGCAGGAAUGAUGGACAUCACCAAAGAUUCCGACUAUGCCGAUAUCUAUGACGACAUGCCGAUCGAACAACCGGGCGACGCGGAAAUGGCAGAGGAGAGACGUUUCCUGAUGAGCCACAUGGACAACAUCACGAUGAAGAUGACGUUCUUCCAGCAAACCGUGCAGCACCACAAGGAUAUGUACAUGGUUGACGCCGACUGGCUUGUGUCGAGUGUCGUCAUGCUGCUCGAUGACCGCAUCGACCACACAGGCUACGAGCGCAUCAAGACGCGACUCGACCUCCACAAGGACGUCAUCAGGAAGCACCUGACCAACAAGGACGAAAUGCGGCGGCAGAUCGAACUGCUCAAGUUCAUUAGUUACAUGACUACAUUCCUCGUCGGGAUGAAGAAGCAGAUGAAGAUACCCAACAUGAAUAGAUUGCUGGUUCCACUCACAGGUGAUGAAUGUCGAACAGAACGAGAAUUACCCCCAUUGAUUCUUGGUCCAGACUUCAAAUGUAAAAAUUUCAAUUUUGGAGAGCAGUAUUUCCAUUUACAUGGAGGAAUUUUGAUUGAUAUUGAGACGCCAACCCUCGCGGAGGCUCCGAGUGAGUAUGCUGCAGAAUACGAGAAGCUGAAAACGGAGUCAGAGUUUUAUCUCAACAAGAUUCUUGACCCCGACGUCAGUGUGCUCGAACACUACAAGAUUCCAAGUCACGAAAUCAAUGGCAAGAGGUAUUUUGCCAUCAUGAUUGACUUUGAGACAUUCUACGGACAGCAGCCUCACAAACCACAGUGGGUGAAAUCGUACAAUGAAGAAAUCCACCGUCUAAAACCGAAGAAACUCCCCAUCACUGACAUCUACCUUCACGAACAGUUUAAGAAGUACUUUGGUCACAAGAAGGCAAUGACAUACAAGACUCCCGUGAAUGGUUUGAAAGCCGCAGCACAGAGGGGUUUGGUGGCCAUCUUCCAAACCCUGUGUCGUAAAAUGCCGGCAUCGCGGCUCGGCAAGCAGGACAAACAUGGGCUGUCUCUGCUCCACUACGCUGCCAUGAGGAACCGGCCCCAGAUCAUCGCCAUGUUGCUGCUGCAGUCCAUGGACGUGAACGUGAGACGCAACCAUAUCUUGGCAACAGGCCCGACAGCGUUGCACCUAGCCGCAAGGUGUGGUGCUCUCGAUUCUGUGGCCUGUCUCCUCGGCAACUUCGCCAACAUCCUGGCAACAGACCAGGAUGGAUGGGCACCGGUGCAUCACGCGGCUUUCUUCGACCAUCAGGCCAUCCUCAGACUGUUCAUUCUCAGAAAUGAUGGACUCCUGGAACUGACUACAAAGAACGACACACGGUCGAGCUGUCUGUUGUUAGCUGCGAGUGCUGGCGGAUUGUCGGCGGUGAAAUGCCUUAUCUCCCUUGGUGCUGAUAUCACGAAGAUUGAUGGAGACGGCAACAACAUGGUGACGCUGGCGGCACUGCGGUUUCACACCAACAUCCUGGAGUACCUCAUUGAGUGGAAUCACCCGGAUGUCCCAGUGUGGAAGAUGCUCGUCGCGAUGCUGCGAGAUGAAAACCUCAAUAAGAAGGACAGUGCGGUCAAGUGUCUGGAGGCGUUGUCAUCCGCUCAGCCAGAACACUGGAAGUCUAUUCUUGAAGCAGAUGGAGUGUCAGCACUCAUUGAUUUGCUCAAAAUAAACAAUGAAGAAAUCCAGUCUGUGGCAGCGUCUGUUCUCUGCAACAUCUCAGAAAACUAUCAAAUACGCAUUGCGCUCAUGAAGUGUAACGCUGGACCCAUUCUCAUCCAGCUGUUGAGCUCCCCGAUCGACGAUAUUCAGUCGCGUGCGUCCAUCAUCCUGUCAGAUUUCGCCUGCGUCCAGGGCAACCAGGAACUGGUAGCAGAUCACGGUGGGAUCCCGCCCCUGGUGAAUCUGCUCGACUCGGAGCUAGAGGACGUGUUGGUGAAUGCGGUGAACGCAAUCAGAGUCCUGUGUAUCGGAAACACGAAUAACCAGAAUGCUGUAGCACAGUGCGGGGGGAUAGAGCCACUGGUGGAGUUCCUCACAGUUAAUUCAGACAUCUUACAAGCAGCAACAUCAGCUGCAAUAGCCGCCAUAUCAUCGGGAAAUAGGCAGAAUCAGGAUGCCGUUAUCGCAGAACAUGCAUCAAAACCUUUGGUAGAUCUGAUCAAAACCAGUCGAAAUGUGACGGUUCAGGUUAAAGCAGCUAGUGCUCUGGAAUCUUUGGCGGAAGAUAACGCAGAGAGUCAGAAGGUGUUUCUGGACCUAGACGCUAACAAAGCUCUUCUCAGAUUACUCAAGAACAUCAAUGUGGAGGUGAGAGAGCAGGGGGCGUGUUCCUUGUGGGCGCUGGCCGGGCACACCAAAACGCAGCAGAAAUACAUCGCCGAGAGAAUCGGAAUCCAACACAUCAUACAGAUGCUGCUGGAGCCCACAGAGAAAUUGCUUUAUGUUGGGUGUAUGACAGCCAUUGCCCUGGGCCGAGAGAACAUUGAGAACCAGAACAACCUGGCUAAGGCCGACGCCUUCCAGCAGCUUGUACGUCUGCUGCGGUCCAGCAAGACGUCUGAUAAGGUUCUACUCAUGGUCAUCAAGGUGUUGGGAAUACUCUGUGUCGGAGUAGCCAAUGUGAACAACAAACUGACGCAAAAGCGAAUUGCAGAGGAAGGUGCUAUUCCGAUCCUGGUGCAGCUGUUACUCUGUCCGCCGUCCGAGGAGAUCCAGGUGGAGGUUGCCAUGUCACUGGCAUCCGUUGUCCUUAGCAACCCUGAGAACCAGGAGAAACUGCAGGAGGAACAGGGUUUCAACUUCGACAUUCUGUUAGACCUGCUCAACUCCAAGAAUGAAGCGAUACGUAUCAAGGCUGGCAUGGCUCUGACCGAAUUUGGCUUCAACAACACGCCACAGCAGUACGCCAUCCGGGAAGCCGGGGGCAUCAAGUUUUCUGUCUUCGAGCCAUUUCUGAAAAAGGAGGAUGAAUUUUACCAGUGUUCUGCAGCAUUCCAGAUCGUGGUUCUUGCGCGAGUGAUCGUGGACCAGGACCAGGUGAUGCUCACAGCGAAGGGAGUCACUCUGCUCGUCAGUAAACUCCGAUCAUCGAGCGACAACGUGGUCGUGUCUGCCGCCAGCCUCCUGUCGAGUCUCGCCCACACGCGAGCCGGGAUCCCUGAUGCCAUGAUAACGACGGGGGCCAUAGACCUUCUUGUCGAGAAGCUCAACUCGCCCAGUGUCCUUGUGCGCAAUGCUGUGGCCGUGGCUCUCGGCUAUCUGACGUUUAACCAGACUGCCGCACGGAUUCUGUUCUCCGCUUGCAGAAACACUCCCGGUCUUUACAAGCAGCUGAUGGCAAACAUUGGACACAGUCCAAAAAUCAGCCAGGAGUUUGUCGCAAAUUUCCGACGAGCCAAAAUUAUUGGACUGCCUUGUCAGUGUCUGGAAAUAAAUGGAGGUCAUCCAGUGAUGCUUCCAGGUCGUCGGCCCAAUACAUCACAUGACAGUAUCCGUGGAAAUACCCCAUUCCAAAACCGAGCGAAAUCGGCCCCCGGUUAUGGUCGUAAGUUGAAGCCUGAGAUUCCCGACAUCGUGGUGAAGGAGGCCGAUGGGUUGAGAGGCGGGUACACCAGCGCCGCAUCGACGUACCGAGCCAGCUCGAGCUCCAGCAAGCCCACGAGCGACGCAAGCUUCAAAACGCGGAUCAGCAACUGGAAAAAUACUAAAGACUAAAACAGUGGGAACUCCAGUCAAAGUCAACUAAACCUACAAGUGACAGAGUAACCCAGGUGUUUAAAAUGUAGCUGAGUGCAUGGAAAAUGAUAAAAUAUGACUUUUUACAAACUACGGUUAGCUUUAAAAGACAUCUCGUGGAGGGGUUUGAAUCAGUGGCAUGUUCAGAAGGGUGUGCGAUCACAAAUACUUAGACUGGUUUCCUUCAUAUCCUGUUCAAUCUGUUACAGUUAAAAUUAGGUGUAAAAAGACGUGGUCUUGCAAGAGAUUAUGAAAGGCUCGGCCUUCUGAAUAUGUCACAGAUCGUAAGCAGAAUACCAUACCACUACAUGCAUUGCUGUUAACACCAAUAAUAUUAUUUGCUGUUGAAUUGUCUUGUGAAAUAUCUAUGGAAUGUGACCAGUUGUUAAUAAUGCAGUGGGAUUUUCCUUUAAAACCUUUAUAUCAGUUUACGUGGCCCUAACCAUUCUCUUUGUUUAACUAACCAUCCUCCACUGAAAAUGUGUACAAUUAUUGAAAAAUAUCUAUUUUUGUGUUUUUGCCAAUUUGAAUUUUUACAUAACCUUGACCUUAGAUCGAAUGUCCUUGACCCAUUAACACUAUUUGCUCAAUCUCAAGCUCUUCCAGAAAGAAAAUCCUUUUUCAAAUCAUAACUACGAGUCAUAAUUACCAAAUGUUUGACAUUCAAUAGCCGAUGAUUAAUUAAUAAAUAUGCUCUAGUGAUGUCGUUAAACAAAACAAACUUUAACUUUUCAAGUCAUAAAGCCCGAUUUAGCUACAGUGUAAUAAAUAGAGGAUAGUUCAUGUCUUUUGUCAGAUAUGAUUUAUAUCUCAUCAAGUGAAAUUUGCAGUCAUUGCAAACUUCACGAGGUGAGAUAUAAAUCAUAUU
This is a messenger RNA of Gigantopelta aegis, 5427 nucleotides long. Its product is annotated as ankyrin and armadillo repeat-containing protein-like. Gene Ontology annotation, molecular function: protein binding. The record is from RefSeq and is a predicted model, not a curated record. NCBI's taxonomy places the organism in Eukaryota, Metazoa, Mollusca, Gastropoda, Neomphalida, Peltospiridae. The coding region runs from base 234 to 4538 and encodes 1434 amino acids. The transcript has 20 exons.